AUGCACGCACGGAAAUUCCAAUCGAUCGAACCCACCUCCUCUCUGUCGGCUCCAUCAUCCUUCAAUUCAGAGGCGAAAUUACGACUUCCCCUCGCGCCAGUCAACCAGCAAGACGGCCAUUGCGCGCUCUUGACUCCUCCAGCGCUUGCAGCUGACCUAGUCAUUCGCGCCCACUUUUCAACUAAUCAUUCAAUAGAGCGCCGAGUGCCACGCGGCAAGCCUCAACCCUGUGCGCGAAACGCUGCUUACCGUUUCACCCUCGCGUCCCUCCCUCUAAUUCGCGCGUCGCCCAGCGAGGACGGCACGUACACGCAGACGAUGUCGAUCGAUCUCAACGAGGCGUUCACAAAGGGCGCUGCGCCCUACUACCGCCUCUUCCGCGGCAAGCCCGGCACGGCCGGCUCGCAGGCGUUCAGCGGGUACCAGACGGUGGGGUGGCAGCGCAGCAAGUCGCCGUACAACCCGCUGAAGCCGUUCAUGAAGGGUCGGCACUCUCUACAGCACACGGCGUCGUACGACGGCAUCACCGAGGCGCAGUACGAUGCGUACGUGAAGCCGUACAUGGAGCAGCCGUCCGGCUACUACCUCGUCAUCUACUACCCCGGCCUGCGCCCCGCCAUGCAAGGCCGCGGAAGCGUUGGUUGA
Closterium sp. NIES-65 is the source of this 645-nucleotide messenger RNA. NCBI's taxonomy places the organism in Eukaryota, Viridiplantae, Streptophyta, Zygnematophyceae, Desmidiales, Closteriaceae. The record is from the annotation of a GenBank genome assembly.